Molecule: messenger RNA, 1254 nt
Organism: Acanthisitta chloris (rifleman)
Lineage: Eukaryota; Metazoa; Chordata; Aves; Passeriformes; Acanthisittidae
Gene: GLUL
Product: glutamate-ammonia ligase
Exons: 6
Coding region: 23-1144 (373 amino acids)
Cellular component (GO): cytoplasm
Molecular function (GO): glutamine synthetase activity
Source: RefSeq, a predicted model, not a curated record
CCCCUUUGUCCGGACUGCAGCCAUGGCCACCUCGGCGAGCUCCCACCUGAGCAAAGCCAUUAAACACAUGUACAUGAAGCUGCCGCAGGGGGAGAAGGUCCAAGCCAUGUACAUCUGGAUCGAUGGGACAGGAGAGCACCUCCGCUGCAAAACCCGCACACUGGACUACGAGCCCAAGAGCCUUGAAGAUCUCCCGGAGUGGAAUUUUGAUGGCUCCAGCACCUACCAGUCUGAAGGCUCCAACAGCGACAUGUACCUGCGACCUGCUGCCAUGUUUCGGGACCCUUUUCGCAAGGAUCCCAAUAAACUAGUUCUCUGCGAGGUCUUCAAAUACAACCGCCAGUCUGCAGAAUCAAAUCUCCGACACACCUGCAGGCGGAUUAUGGAUAUGGUGUCCAACCAGCAGCCCUGGUUUGGGAUGGAGCAAGAGUACACUCUCCUGGGGACAGAUGGACAUCCAUUUGGCUGGCCAUCCAAUGGGUUCCCUGGACCCCAAGGUCCUUACUACUGUGGUGUAGGGGCAGACAAAGCCUAUGGCAGGGACAUUGUGGAGGCUCACUACCGAGCGUGCCUUUAUGCUGGAGUGAAAAUUGGAGGAACCAACGCAGAAGUGAUGCCAGCCCAGUGGGAGUUCCAGGUGGGACCAUGCGAAGGGAUUGAGAUGGGGGAUCACCUCUGGAUCGCACGCUUCAUCCUCCAUCGGGUGUGUGAGGACUUCGGUGUCGUUGUGUCCUUCGAUCCCAAACCCAUCCCUGGGAACUGGAACGGUGCUGGUUGUCACACCAACUUCAGCACCAAGAGCAUGAGGGAAGACGGAGGUCUCAAGCACAUCGAAGAGGCCAUUGAGAAGCUGAGCAAGCGUCACCAGUACCACAUUCGUGCCUAUGACCCCAAGGGGGGGCUGGACAAUGCCAGGCGCCUGACAGGUUUCCACGAGACAUCCAACAUCAAUGAGUUCUCCGCUGGCGUGGCCAACCGCGGCGCCAGCAUCCGCAUCCCCAGGAACGUGGGCCAUGAGAAGAAGGGCUACUUUGAGGACCGCCGGCCCUCCGCCAACUGUGACCCCUACGCUGUGACAGAGGCCCUCGUCCGCACGUGUCUCCUCAACGAAACCGGAGAUGAGCCUUUUGAGUACAAGAACUAAGCAGACUGCGCCCACAGACACCGCCUUCCCCCCGUGCUUCCCACACCCCUAAACUUCCCUUCUAGAUGUAAUCCCAAGGGUACAAGAUAACAUGUUUUGUGUCUCAGUAA